ACCACCCGUCGUGCUGUAGCCUGUAAAAAUACGAAUCUACACACGGAACGGCAUGGUUCCACAUGCAGAAGUAGUGGUGGUGUAACCUUGGCUGAUUAGCGUCCUCGUUUCAAACACCAUAAAAGAAGCAACAUGCAGGCUGCUAUGGAUAUAACUGCAAAGUACUGCCGUAAAGAAAUGGAAGCGUAUGGGUUAUGUGUAGCCUCCAAUCCAUCAACAUGGCAGCAGAAGUGUCACGAGCUGAAGAUGAAUGUUGCACAAUGUACAUCAUCACACCCAGUCAUCCAGAAGAUCAGGCAGGAGUGUUCCAAUGAGUUUGUGGAGUUUGAGCGCUGCCUGAGAGAACAUCAGGGACAACCUGUCUCCUGCUCGCCACAUGUGGCUCGCUUUCUGGGCUGUGCAGAGACAGUCGACCUCAGUGGAGUGGCUACAAAUCCAGUAUCUCAACCAUCUUAGCACAGGAUGUCCUCCAUUACCAGAAAAAACCUGUAUCUACACCACUGCCACCAGGACAAAGAAGCCAAGUGUUGUUCAAAGACGAAACCGCAGAUUGUAUUGAAGAUACGGCAACAUUACAUUCAAAGCACAUCACCUGGCAGUCACUGAUCAAAAAAGUAAGAUAAGAACUCAUCUACUGCACAAAUAAGUUACAUUCACAAUAUUAUCACUUUAAAAACACCAUGAGUCAGUUAUCAGAGUCAAACAUAAUGUCAGGAAGGAAUGUCACAGGCUGUAGCCAAUUACUGGCUUCUAAAUGAAAAGAGUUUCACCCUAAUCCUAUUUUAUUCUGCACCACUUCAUGAUUCUGAUCCUGAUGCCUUCUGCAACACUUGAAUUUGGAGGCUAUUUCUUCAUACCUACUUGUGGCACAUAAAUAUCAUGCUACAGUUUAAAUAUUUGCUGAUUAUCACAUAAGAAGAUACGAAAUACCUACCUAAUGUGACUUUCUGAGAAGGAAAUUAUUACAGUUUGUGACUACAACAGUUAAUUAUAACACAGUCAUACACACAUUUACAUUUGGAGUACCUUCAUGUACCCAGUAUCCUUCAUUUGGGAAAUUAUAUACCAAAGAGUUGAAAUUUACUGCACUGUUUUUGAGUGAUCACAUUAUAAAAGAGAAAGGAAAACUAAAACGAUAACCACUUAAACAACCCUGUUUCCGCAUAAGGCUCCUCAAAUGACCCUGUAGAGUUUAUAGCUAAAUGCCAAAAAAACCCACUUUUUUUGGUCCAUAUUUUAUCAGUCAUGCAGUAUGAAAAACCAAGGAUAUAGUUUGAAAUAAUUUUUCACAGAAUUUCUUUGCAAUCUCUGUCCUUCAAGUCAUUGGGCAAGUUAAAUUGUCAUCCUAUCCAGCACAAUAUCCUGAGUUGUGGCUCAGGUUCCACAAACAUACACACUAACCUGAGAGCAAAAGUGUACUCCAAUCCAUAUACAGUGCUGUAUACGCUGCAGUCAUUCACACAAUAACUACUCUAGUCCUGGCAAAACAAAACAAAAAGUAAUGCAAUAUACUAAUUUAAUUUAAACCCUCAGCUGCCCAUCAGCUGCCAAGACUGCUAAUUAUAUGUGAUUUGAUUGAUGAAUUCACUUUCAGCAACCAAUUAUCAUCUGUAAUUCGUGAUAUACAUAUUGAUAGGUAUAAGUGUCUUAAUUUUUUUUUGUUGGAAAGUGCCAUGAAGCAUUUUUCAUUAAACAUUACAUAAAUACAACAGAGUAAACUGAGGUCCUUUAUCUUGGACAUUUACAGUGUCUGUAUUUCCAGCAUGUGAUUCUUAUCUGGGAAAGAUGUGGGAUCACUAUGUUAAUCUGCUGCAAAUUGAUAUUAUGACUAACUAUGUCUAAUUGAUGUUAGCCUGUGAUAAAAGCUUGUAAGUGUGUUUGGCUGUAGGGUGUUUCAUGGAGAAUGGUCCCACAGGCAUGUUGAUGGACAGACUCCAUUAGCUGCAUCUCUGAGGUGAAAGGUGAAACAGGAGGGGAAAGAGUGACAGUUUAUAAG
Maylandia zebra (zebra mbuna) is the source of this 1996-nucleotide messenger RNA. Lineage: Eukaryota; Metazoa; Chordata; Actinopteri; Cichliformes; Cichlidae. The record is from RefSeq and is a predicted model, not a curated record.